This is a messenger RNA of Ostrea edulis (European flat oyster), 3245 nucleotides long. RefSeq names its product monocarboxylate transporter 2-like. NCBI's taxonomy places the organism in Eukaryota, Metazoa, Mollusca, Bivalvia, Ostreida, Ostreidae. Gene Ontology annotation, molecular function: transmembrane transporter activity. The record is from RefSeq and is a predicted model, not a curated record. The transcript is spliced from 6 exons. Gene Ontology annotation, biological process: transmembrane transport. The coding region runs from base 1102 to 2298 and encodes 398 amino acids.
ACUACCAAGAGUGAUAAAAUGGUAUCGGAUUAUGCUCUGCCUGGUGUUUUUUUUUAAUUUAAAUUUUUUUUUACAAACUGUUCUUUCGAUUAUUUGCAGAUUUUCACCAUUGGAAGCACGUCUUAGAGACAUUUUGAAAUAAUUCUUCCAAUUCCCAACAAUGUUUACCUGUCCUACAUUCCAUGCCUAAACGACUUGCACGGUCUGUACAUUUCUAAGACCAUGGAUUGAAUGAUCUGCACGUUUCUAUGGGCGUGGCUUGAUCAUGCUCGGAACGAUUCUUGCACGAAACGAUUUGGACGGAACGGUGAACAGUCUGCACGAAACCCUGAACAGUCUGCACGGAACGCUGAACGGUCUGCACGGAACGCUGAACGGUUUGCACGGAAGGAAACGAAACGCUUUGGAUGUGUAGUAGCACGCUUCAGGGUCUGUAUAUAGAUAUCGAUAUAAAUAAGGUAUGCUAUUUAAAUAUCGAUAUAAAUAAGGUAUGCUAUAAAUCAAAUAAACUUUAUUCCAUACAGGCGUUAUUUCAAAGCAGUCACAUGACUAGAUUGUCACACGCUAACAACAAAGAGUUGUAGAAUAAUAUGGGUCGACCUAUCAUGCAUGUAUAUAAUGGUGUAAAACCGUGUAUGCAAAGUCACAUUUUCUCAAGGUUCUUAAAAUUGCCCCUUUGAACUGCAUCACUCUAAAAAUAGGUUACCCCCCAAAAGAACUUUGUAACACGUAAUACUUUCACGGACUAUCAUAUUGAUAUCCUCAUUAUUUAGAUACUUGAUAUGAUAACUUCAAGCGACCCGAAAUCGACCCUAUCCAGGUGAGUAUUAACAGAUUGUCAUGUUUAUCUUUUGACAAAAAAAUUUACUUUUUAAUACCGAGACUUUCAUCUUUGUGUAGAUGGGGCAGCGAGAAUUUUGAACAAAUUAUUACAAACGCAUUACAAAAUCAUAUUCUUCUAAAGGUAGUCUAACGUGAAAAUGCAUGUUAUAGUAACGUGUAAGGUUUAUAACACGCGUUUUUCAUAACAGAGAACGUUAUGACAAGUCUAACAGACGCUAUGUGGUCUUUGUUGGUUCCCUGCUCAUUCAUUUCAUCGCCAUGGCAAUGCCGUCUGCGAUGUUGGGGAUCGUUUAUGUUGACGUCAUCAGAGAAUUUGAAGCAGACGCUUCCUUGGUGGCCUUAAUGCAGUCUUUGUAUCGCGGUAUCGUGUUUGGUGGAGGAGUGGCAGCGGAACUUGUUAUCAGACGAGUAGGGGAAUUCCCGUGUAUGAUGGCUGGGUCAUUGUUAGGAAGCCUCAGUUUUCUAGCCGCAGCCUUCUCAGAAAGUGUUACCACAAUUGUUCUUCUUGUUGGUGUUGGUGGAGGAUGUGGAUUUGUGUUUCCACUAUUCUUGUCAUAUGUCAAUGCCAGACGAGCAUUCCAGGGUCACUCAUCUAUAAACAAGUUCCUUUCAUCUAUCACCAUUGGAGCUGGAGUGGGGUUGUUGGUGACUCCUUAUAUGACUGAGUAUUUCCUACGAGAGUUUGGAUGGCGAGGAACUUUCAUGAUAGCUGCUGGAAUAUUCUUUCAUCUUAACCUGAUUGGGAUGGCAGUGAAAUUAAAUUUACCGCCAUUAGAUCAGACUGAAUCUAAAGACUUCAAGUGGAAUGACCAAUUUGCCGUUUUCAAAAAGAGAGGGUUUUCAAUUUACAUAUUCGAUGUUUUUCUCUUUGGAAUGUUUGGUUUCGCUGAGUCAUGGUUUCUACCGGAUUUCCUCGUCUCAAACAAUUAUACGAAAGAAGAUGCUGCCUUGUUACUUACUGUGAGCGGCGUAUUCAAUGUGGGUGGACGAAUACUCGCUGUACCUCUAUCAUCAUUCUUUAAUCGACCUAAGAUACUGUAUCAUUGGAGCUACAUCUGUCUAGCCUUGGCUCUCAGUCAUGCUCUAUACCCAUACUUUCUUCAGUCCUACCCUGUCCUCAUGACCGCCUCCGGACUAUACGGUACUUGCUUUGGACUACUUAGUUCUCAAGGCGCACCCAUUAUUCUUCAGUCACUCCCCUUGGAUCUUUUUCCGAUUGGAACAGCAAUCGAAAUGACCUCCUAUGGAGUUUCAACUGCGGUUGGCGGAUAUAUUGGUGGAUUAAUUCGUGACAUCACAAGUGAAUAUGAAGGCGUCUUUUACACUGCAUCGGUAUCGUCUAUUAUUUGUUCGUUUGCAUCAUUGCUUCUCAUUAUUGUGGAUAACAUUUAUAUAAGAAGAGACAGAAAACACGUUCAUAAUAACAACUCUGUUUCGAUAAGCUCACACCUAUAAUAAUGCAUUUGACAAUGUGGUCACGAUAUUGAUAUCACGUGACGUGGCUUUCAAAAUAUCCAUGAAAUUUCAGAAACGAUUAUUUAUCUUUACCCUUUUUAGUUCGUUUUAAACAGUAUCCUUAAUUAAAAAAAAUGUUUAACAGAAAAAAGGGAUAUACAGUGGAAUAACUGUUUCAUGUGAGCUCAAUUUUCGUAGAUUAGGUACUCAUAUCCUUAGAAUUUAAAACUACAAUGCUCGCGUGGGGAUCCGGGUUAGAAUAGGUCCUCAGUACCCCUUGGUUGUCAUAAGAGACCAGAAAAAUCGAGGUCCCGUGUCACAUCAGAUGUGGCACGAUAUAGAUCCCUCCCUGCUCAUUGGCCAUAAGUGCCGAACAUAGGCUUAAAUUUUGUGGCCCUUAACCGGCAGUGGUGAUGUCUCCAUAUGAGUGAAAUAUUCUCGAGAGGGACGUUAAACAAUAUACAAUCAAUUAAUCAAACUACAAUGGAAUACACAACUUGUAUAGUGGUCCAACAUACAGAAACGAUAUUCAUGAAAUUACAUCCCAAUGAAAAUUUCGAGAAUUCACGAAAAUCGGUCCCCAGGAAUUUAAAUAGUUUCAAGGUAUACAUAUAGAUUAUGAGGUAACAUAGCACAUUGAGACCUCUAUGAUAACCGCAUGGUUUGGUCGGGGUGGAGGGAGAAAUUCUCUCCACGGACAGUGUGAAUAGGAUAUUUAUAUUGUGUUUUUAAAAAAUUUUAUUUUACCAUAAACUGUGAUUGAUCUCAACCAUGAAAGGUUGUCAGUAAAAAUUACAUACUAACAAAAUGCAUAAUCAUUUAUGUGAAUGAUAACAUUUUGAGGCAUAUGGUUAGAAUAUAGCAUACACAUGUUUUGAUAUAAAUACAAAUCAUUUUGAUGAAAAGAAUUCUCAUUUUGCCAUUCAUUUUGUUUGCAUGAAGAAAAA